Molecule: messenger RNA, 5690 nt
Organism: Cricetulus griseus (Chinese hamster)
Lineage: Eukaryota; Metazoa; Chordata; Mammalia; Rodentia; Cricetidae
Source: RefSeq, a predicted model, not a curated record
UAUAAAGCAAAUGGGCCCCCUCCAGAGUUGCAGGCGUGUGCUGCAGCCUCCCGAGGGAUUCCUCCUGCCUGGCACUGGAAGGCUGGUCCAUAUCUUCUUUGUUGGUUCUCAGUAGCAUGGAGUUCAUUCUGUGCAGGACUAGAUGGAGUGGUCAGGCCUGAGCCGGUCUUGCCCAGCCCUGGACUGAGUUGACAAAGCCUGUGGAGUUUUCCUGUGUCUCUGUAUCUUAAGAUUACCUAAGGAACAACUUCAGUUGAUCAUUUGAGUAUGUUUCAUCAUUUUGUAUGUGUUAUAUCAAACUUGGCGUGACUAGGGCAGAGUGAUCUGGUGUGAUCAUGAGUUAGGUAGUAAGGAAAGCAUCUCUGGUCACAGGCAACAUCCCAGUCUGCUUUGUGGCCACACACAGUUAGUUCCAUGUGCUUAAGGACAUACAGGGUUAUGAGGGUUUCAAUUCAUGAAACCCCAGGGUUUCUUCUGGACCAUCUGCUCUUAGAUAUAAUCAGACAGUUGCACAGGAUUCCUUGAAUCUGGUCACUCUAGCACCAGCAAGCUUCACUUUGGACCUUGUCAUCCAACUAUAGUUGUGAAUGUUGUGGCGAAGAGUCUCGAAUAGUAUGAACUAUUACAGAGAGGCCAAAUAGAGUCGGGGUCUGAGAUCUCACCUACAGUCUUCAGUCACAUAGUACCGAAGCCACUGGUCAGAUGUGGUCACCAAGCACGAGGAAGUUUGUUCUGAGAGCAUAAAACACAUUUCAUAUUUUACCCAAAAAAGGAGGGCACACACCUUAAUAAAAUCUGGAUUGAUUACAUUUGAGAUCAGAUGAUAGAUAAUGGGUAGAUAAGCUGUAUUACCAUCCACCUUACUGUCCUGCUUCCUUCUUUAAAAAAAAAAUGUGAUUAUUUGGAAAUUUACAAUUACAUAGGUAGCUCCUAUAUUUGUUUGCUUUUGAAACACGAUUUUGAAAUGUAGUCCAGGCUGGCAUGUGAACUCAUGGCAGUCCUCCUGCCUCAGCCUCCAUGAGUAUUGGAAUUACAGGCAUCAGCCAUCAUGCCUGCCUCUGUGGCUUCCAUUUUAGGUGAAGGAUUUAGAUCAGUGGUUCUCAACCUUCGUAACACUGUGACCCUUUACUAUAGCUCCUCAUGUUGUGCUGACCCCCAGCCAUACAGUUAUUUUCAUUGUUACUUCAUAACUGUAAUUUGCUACUGUUUUGAAUUGUAAUGUAAAUAUCUGUGUUUUCUGAUGGUCUUAGGCAACUCCUGUGAAGGGGUCCUUUGAUCCCCAAGGGGAUCAUGACCCAAAGGUUGAGAACUCCUGAUUUAGAUGAAGCAUAGCUUGGGCUUGUUAGUCGGUGGACUUGGUGGGAAGUCAGGUUUUUCUGUAGUUGGGAGUCCUAUGAAUGAUUUCAUGGUAAACAAUCUGUAUUUGCUUCUUGGAUUAAGCUAAUUUAGACAGACUGUCCUCAGAUUGCAUCCUUUCCAGCUAUGGCCACACUAUGGCCAGGAGACUAGCUACCCCCAUAUUUGGGAGAUGUGAGUGUCAUUUGGUGUGCAAGGACUGUGGGAAGUCCUGGAAGGGAACGGUAUUGCUCAAGAGUUUCAGCAGCCCUCCAGGGUAAAGGACAACUGUUGCUCAACCUGUGAGACCUUUAAGGAAAGACAGUGAUUGCUCAAACAGGCCCCCUGGACCCUCUGAAUGCAAUCAUGCAGGUUACACAGGCCCCGAACCAGAUGUCACCAUGAAUUCUUCAGUGGUAUUAAGAAUGCUAUGAUGUGGUGAUUAGCAUACAUGAGAUUCUGGGUCUAAUCCACAGCAUCAAAAACAAAACAAACAAACAAAACCCACCAAACAUAAAAACAGAACAAAAACAAAAUACACGGUUAUCAGCAAGCAACACAGGCAUCAAAAUACAGCUACCAUGGUGUGGAACAGAGCUUGUACACCUGCAGAAAUUGUUGGGGUGACAGAGUGACUUCACAUGGAGUCUGUGAAGCUCAGGAUUGUUCUCCAGGGCCCUGGCAUCAGUAUCAGGAAGAACAAAGCUGUAAUAUGAGACCCGCUGUGCCAGGGUCUUUCUAAACAGCAAAGCUGGAUUUCUGUUGGUGAUUUCCUUUCUCAAAGGGGGCUUGGUUGGGUCUCUUUUUGAGUAAGAACCAUGGUUCUCUUUCAAGGCAUCUUGCCUUUCUGCACAGAAAGUGGCAACUUUUUUGUCUAUGAAGACAGUCCUGCCUCAUUCUUGGCUUUUCCUACAGAGGAGUUGAGGCUUCACAGACUGGCUGUAACAGCAGCUAUGGGACCAGAGGAACGAAAGGGAUCUUAAGCUUCUUUUAAGUUUGUCUUUGUAGUGAUCCUGUGUCCACAGUACUGGUCAGACUAGUUCAUACCUGGUUGAUUGUUAUCAGGAAAGUAAACUUAAGUCUACGGCCAGAACAGCCUCUAUCAUCUGGCAGCUUAGAUUCAUCAGGUGAUACUGCCAUGGCCACAGCAGUGGGUGCAGGGUUGCAGGUGGGAAAUUGGGGCUGUUUGCAGAGAGAGGUCCUGAGCACCCCCAUUCUGGCGCCCUCCCUGUAGACUCACAUCGGGUUACUGGUCUCACCUUGUUAAGAGAUUUGCCUUGUUUUGUGAAUAGUUGAGGGUUCAUUGGUAGCAUAUUGGUAUCUGGUGACUGUCUGGGUAGCCAUGGGGGUGGUGGAGUCCAACCCUUUAUCAAGGAUCUGCUUGGUGCUCUGGUCACACUGGUUUCUAGAAGAUGAAAGGCCACUGUCUCUGCCUGUAGGAAAACAAUGUCCAGUAGGACUAACCAUUAUCCAAGCAAAUAAUUACCUGCAUUUAAGGGCUCAGAAGAAACUGAGAAUAAACAUUCUUAGUAAGGAGGAAAGCCACAGUAGGACGGGGCUUCUUGAGCAGAAGGUUGAGAAAUUUCGGGGCCGGAGGGCCCUGGGUGGCUCAAACGAUACCAGCAUUUCUUUGCCUUUAAUUUGCAACGUUCUCAUCUGACCCUCUUACAAUUUUAGAGGUCCUGUGGCCAGAUCCAGGCCUUCCCUGUGUCAUGCUGAUGUGCCGAAGCCUCUUGGAGUGAUGUGAUUUGCCAGAGGUCCGACAGUGGGGAGUGCCAGAGUACCCCGUGCGGGGUUCAUGGGCUGAUUCCUGUGUGCUUGUUGCCUGCCACACCACAUCCCUGGCUUCGGGUCUCUGCAGAGGCUGGGAGAGCCGUGAGGACUGACAGCCUUUGUGUGUUUCAUAGGAGAGGAAUUUGGGGGCUGGCCUUGGGAAGAGGCCUAUGACAGCUGUGACUGUGGAUGUGAUCCGAGGGACAAAGAAGUUGUCCAUCAGACAGGUCCGAUCCGUACUGGGUGCAAUGAAAGCUCCACGCAGGCCUUACCAUGGAAGGCUGUGACUCGCCCGUCGUCUCGGGGAAGGACAAUGGGUGCGGGAUCCCUCAGCACCGGCAAUGGACUGAACUCAACAGCACCCACCUCCCCGACAAACCCAGUAGCAUGGAGCAGCCCACAGGCGAGAGCCAUGGGCCCUUGGACAGCCUAAGGGCCCCCUUCAAUGAGCGCCUGGCGGACAGCAGCACCUCGGCCGGGCCGCCAGCUGAGCCUGCCAGCAAGGAGGUCAGCUGCAACGAGUGCUCAGCCUCCUUUGCCAGCCUCCAGACCUACAUGGAGCACCACUGCCCUGGCACACGUCCCCCACCGCCCCUGCGAGAGGAGAGCGCCAGUGACACCAGCGAGGAGGGUGAUGAGGAGAGUGACGUGGAGAACCUGGCCGGGGAGAUCGUCUACCAGCCAGAUGGCUCCGCGUACAUUGUUGAGAGCCUGAGCCAGCUGGCCCAGAGCGGGGCCACAUGUGGCAGCAGCAGCAGCAGUGGCAGUGGGCCUGUCCCCUCGCUCUUCCUGAACUCUCUCCCCGGGGCGGGGGGCAAACAAGGGGACCCUUCGUGUGCUGCACCCGUGUACCCGCAGAUCAUCAACACUUUCCACAUAGCCUCAUCCUUCGGGAAAUGGUUUGAGGGCUCAGACCAGGCCUUCCCGAAUACCUCAGCCCUGGCGGGGCUCAGCCCUGUCCUGCACAGCUUCCGCGUUUUUGACGUGCGACACAAAAGCAACAAGGAUUACCUGAACAGCGACGGUUCUGCCAAAAGCUCCUGCGUAUCCAAAGAUGUUCCCAACAAUGUGGACCUGUCCAAGUUCGAUGGCUUUGUGCUCUACGGCAAGAGGAAGCCCAUCCUAAUGUGCUUCUUGUGCAAACUCUCCUUUGGGUAUGUCCGUUCAUUUGUGACCCAUGCGGUGCACGACCAUCGAAUGACCCUGAGUGACGAGGAGCGGAAAAUUCUUAGCAAUAAGAACAUCUCCGCUAUCAUCCAAGGGAUUGGCAAAGACAAGGAACCCCUUGUAAGUUUUCUGGAACCAAAAAACAAAAACUUUCAACACCCCUUAGUUUCCACAGCUAACCUCAUAGGCCCCGGACACAGUUUUUAUGGUAAAUUUAGUGGCAUUCGCAUGGAAGGGGAGGAGGCCCUCCCAGCCGUCGCUGCUGCUGGCCCUGAGCAGCCCCAGGCUGGCCUCUUGACCCCCAGCACCCUCUUGAACCUUGGCGGGCUCACCAGCUCGGUCCUGAAGACCCCCAUUACCUCAGUCCCCCUGGGGCCUCUGGCUGCCAGUCCCACCAAAUCCUCGGAGGGCAAGGACUCUGGGGCAGCUGAAGGAGAUAAGCAAGAAGUGGGGGAUCCGGAUUGCUUCUCCGAGAAAGCAGAGCCAGCCGAGGAGGAGGAGGCAGAAGAGGAGGAAGAGGAGGAAGAAGAGGCGGAGGAGGAGGAGGAAGAGGAGGAGGAAGAAGAGGAAGAGGAAGAUGAGGGCUGCAAAGGACUCUUUCCAAGUGAGUUGGAGGAGGAACUGGAGGACAGGGCCCCCGAGGAGUCUGGAGCUACAGCAGGUGGUAGCAGCAAAAAGGACCUUGCUCUCUCAAACCAAAGCAUUUCUAACUCCCCCUUAAUGCCUAAUGUGCUCCAGACCCUGUCGAGGGGCACAGCUUCUACUACUUCUAACUCUGCUUCUUCCUUUGUUGUCUUCGAUGGUGCGAACAGGAGGAAUCGUUUAAGCUUUAACAGUGAGGGCGUCAGGGCCAAUGUGGCAGAGGGCAGGAGGCUGGACUUCGCUGACGAAAGUGCCAAUAAAGACAAUGCCACAGCACCAGAACCAAAUGAAAGCACAGAGGGCGACGAUGGGGGCUUUGUCCCUCAUCACCAGCAUGCUGGCUCCCUCUGCGAGCUUGGGGUUGGGGAGUGCCCCUCGGGUAGCGGUGUGGAGUGCCCCAAAUGUGACACGGUCCUGGGCUCUUCCCGCUCACUGGGUGGCCACAUGACCAUGAUGCAUUCUCGUAACUCGUGUAAGACACUCAAGUGCCCCAAGUGCAACUGGCACUAUAAGUACCAGCAGACGCUGGAGGCACACAUGAAGGAGAAGCACCCGGAGCCUGGGGGCUCCUGUGUCUACUGCAAAAGCGGGCAGCCCCACCCGCGGUUGGCACGAGGCGAGAGCUACACGUGUGGUUACAAGCCUUUCCGCUGCGAGGUGUGUAACUACUCCACAACUACCAAAGGCAACCUCAGUAUUCAUAUGCAGUCUGACAAACAUCUCAACAACAUGCAGAACCUGCAGAACGGAGGGGGUGAGAAGGUCUUCAGCCA